Molecule: messenger RNA, 7558 nt
Organism: Hypanus sabinus (Atlantic stingray)
Lineage: Eukaryota; Metazoa; Chordata; Chondrichthyes; Myliobatiformes; Dasyatidae
Gene: zc3h11a
Product: zinc finger CCCH-type containing 11A
Exons: 18
Coding region: 4873-7398 (841 amino acids)
Molecular function (GO): metal ion binding
Source: RefSeq, a predicted model, not a curated record
AGUCAGUAGAUCGCUGGUUGGGACUGGUGCGGGGUUAUAGGCUGCGCGGGGUUGGGCGGUUGGGUAGGCUGUUUGGUUUCGUUGGCCUGUGUUCCGGCUGGGCCGCAGAGCCUGGGCACUCGCGUAAAGAGGGUGCGGGCGCCGAACAGGUCGCCUGGGAGUUCCAUAUCUGCGCAGUAGUCAUGACCCACGCGGCCUUAAUAUUUAAAAGUACUGUACAAAAGUCUGUGUAUUUUUUAUAUAAAUUUGCUUUUAGGUUAUUUUCUUUCUUCGUUAGUGUGUCCAUAAAUAAGAACAAAUUUUAAAUUUCAAAAUAUUAAUUUUCAAAAAAAUUUAAUGUUAAAGAUCUUUUUGUGUUCCGUUAAAGUAACAUUAAGUAAUAGAUCCCUUUACAAAUCAAAACUUGAUUACUUUGUAGAUAUAUAGUCCUAUGCAUGAUUAAACAAGCAGGUUUUAAUGAUCAAUGCAUAAUGAUUUUAAUCAACUUAAUUGAAACCGAAACGAUUUAGAGGGAAUUAAGCUGAGCAAAGGAAAACCAAACUAAAAGGUGAGGGUGUGACAGAUGUGACAAUUUAACACCAUGGCAAGAGUGAGCAUAGAAACAAGACAUAAGGUGAUUGUCCUGCAUCAGCAAGGUCUCUCCCAAAUAAAAAUUUCACAGCAGACAGGAGUUUCAAGAUGUGCUGUCCAAGCUCUUCUGAAAAAGCACAAAGAAACGGGCAAGGUUGAGGACCAGAAACGCAGCGGCCGGCCACGGAAACUGAGUACAACAGAAUCCGUGUACAUCAAACUAACUUCCCUUCUAAAUCUGACCAAGUCCAGCACUGCUAUCAGCUCGGAGCUCACAGAAACCACUGGAACUCAAGUACACCCCUCUACGGUCCGGAGAAGUCUUGUCAGAAGUGGUCUUCUUCGAAGAGUUGCUGCCAAAAAGCCAUUCCUCCAAGGUGAAAAUAAAGCCAAGAGGCUCGCCUACGCACAAAAACACAAGGACUGGGGUGCUGAGCAAUGGCAGCAAGUGCUCUGGACUGACGAGUCAAGAUUUGACAUUUUUGGCUCGAGCAGGAGGCAGUUUGGCCGUAGAGGAGCUGGAAAUCGUUACAUGGAUGGGAGUCCACAGCCAGCAGUGAAGCAAGGCGGGGGUUCCCUGCAGGUUUGGGGCUGCAUUUCUGCAAAUGGAGUUGGUGAUCUAGUCAGAAUUAAUGGAAUCCUCAACGCCGAGAAGUACAAGCACAUCCUCGUCCAUCACGCAAUACCAUCAGGUUGGCGUCUGAUUGGUCCCAACUUCAUUCUUCAGCAGUACAAUGACCCCAAACACACGGCCAACAUCAUAAAUAACUACCUUCAGCGAAAAGAAGAACAAGGGGUCCUGCAACAGAUGGUACGGCCUCCACAGAGCCCUGAUCUCAACAUUAUUGAGGCUGUCUGGGAUUACCUGGAGAGACAGAAGCAAGCGAGACAGCCAAAAUCUGCAGAAGAACUGUGGCAAGUUCUCCAAGAUGCUUGGAACAAUCUACCAGCCGAUUUUCUUAUAAAACUGCAUGACAGUGUACCUAAGAGAAUUGAUGCAGUUUUAAAAGCAAAUGGUGGUUACACCAAAAUUGAUUUGAUUUAGAUUUUUUUCAAUGUUCACUGCCCUUUAAUUUUUUUUUGAUAUUUAGACACUUCAUUACCUUUGAAAGCAUCUUUGCUUCACAGAAUUUUUUUUAAACAUGCAGUGCCUAAGACUUUUGCACAGUACUGUAUUUUUUUAAAUAUUUGUAAAAUUCUCCCUCCCUCCCCACCCUCGGUAAUAUGUUUUCCCCUGAGGCUUUUUUUAUUGGGGUUUGGUCCCGCAUCCAGGACCAUUCGGCAGCCACCCACUCUUCCCCUUCACCCCUGCGCAUUCAUGUCAACUCCCAUAGGGAGGGGACUAGAGAUAACAGUAUCUCGAGCAACAUUUCAUUAAUCUUUCUAUUGGCCUUUUAACUGCUGAGAUCCUGUUUACAGGAGUUUAAUUCUUGAUCUCCGAGGUGAUGAAGGUUCUGCCCCUCCUUUGUUUAAUGGAACCCUGUCAAGCGCUGGAGUUAGUUACUGUGGCAACCUGAUUGUUUGGAAGGCUGGUGACUGGACCUGAGAUUUGGCUCAACUGCUGCGAUGGAAGAUUAUUUUUUGAUCUUCCCUCGUCAGGGGAAAAGACGUAAUCAGAGCAAGGGGGCCAGUUUGGGGUGGUCGCCAUUCUUGUUCUGACGUGCGUAUUAAAACAACAUAACCUCUGUGGAAGGCAGUUCUCCUGCCCCCCCCCCCCCCCCCCCCCCCCCCGUGGCAUACAAAUUAAUUGAGCAAUUUUUUUGGUAAAAUCUGAAAUGGGUGUGUAAUAAUCUAGCUGAUAAGACUAACAAAUGAUGUUUCAAAUUGACCAGCUAGUUCAGGGGUUCCCAUCCCUUCGGUUAAUGGUAAGGCUCCAUGCCAUAAUAAAGGUUGGGAACCUCUGAACUAGGGGGGAAAUAAAAAUGCUGAUUUGAAAUCAGUUUGCUAAAUGGAGUUAUUAGCAAAGCUGUAUCCUCCAAAUACUUGCUUUGCAUAAUUAUGAAUUUUUAAGGCUUUUUAUUGUGCACCUGUUUAAAGGAGGUUCUGUCAAAGAGGAGCUCUUAACCAGAAUAUUCUGCUACUGAGCCCCUCUGAAUUCCUUCAUUUCCCCUUUUAAAAAGAACCUCUCGGAAGUGUGCAUCAGACGGCUUACUGUAGUUAACUCUGGUAGUAGAGCAGGAAGUUGUAACCAAAUUUAUACCUGAAUUCGACAGGAUCUUCUCAUUGUGUUUUACUUACAGUGAUCUGUCCCUCAGGUUGUGUUUGGGAUUUGCAUGGAUGUUUUCAAAAACUGGGCCAUGUUAACCUAGAAUUCUCCAUUAUCCCAAUCCUCAUGUCCUGUAUAUGGGUUUCCGAAAACUGACUGCAUGAACAUUUUUAACUGAAGAUUAAUACAGCUAUUUACUCAAAGCUAAGCUGACUCCUGAGGCACAAGUAAACCACAAUGGGAAGUCAUUGCUCUUAAGCUCAACAGUGAGAAGCUUUUAGCACGGCUCUGUUAAUUAUUUCCAAAAUGCCAAGUGUUGUAAAUAGCCUGUGCUUUGGUACUCAGCCAAAGUUCAGAGAGGAGAUAUUCUUGUGGGAACCCUAAUCCAUGCAUGGCCUAUUUUUGGAAGGCCCAUUUAUUAUCCAGCCGCUGCAUCUUUUCUCACUCUACCUUGCAUUCAGAUGGGCGCCCUACCUGCCAGUUGUGGUCGGCUCCCAGUGCCGCUCAAUUUAUUGAGUGAAGAACUUUCCAGACACUCCCAAGAGACGGGUGACCAUAUAAAUACUCUUCAUUCAGUUGAUCUGAGCCAGGAUUGAAAGAUCCAACAUCAACUUUCUGGCUGUACAUUACUGUGACAAGUUCACAGCACUUAAUUGCACUUGCUUCAAUACCCUGUGUUGAUUAGGAUGAUUUAAUUGUAUUCCUACCAUUGAAUAAUAUUGUUGUUAGCAGUUUCUGCAGGCACAACAAUCUUUUUCUAUUUCAGAGCACCCCAGUUUGAUUUUAAUCCCAAUCAACAGCGGUGGGCUAGGUGCUCCUUCUGAAUGCAAUGUUGCAACUUCUAAUUUACAUAUGUCAUUGUUUGCUGUGGUUGGGGGAAGGGUGGAGCCACUUAAUGUAGGUAACUGGGUAAUAGAGCUGGAAGCACUGAAACUUGCUAAAUAGAAAGCUGUGGUAUCUCCUUUUGCUUAAUAUAUGUCCAUUGGUAUUUAUCAUGAACUCUUGUAUGAAUCAGAAUAUUGAUUUUUAUUAAUUCAUGUGGGGCUUGUCACUAAAUACCCUGCCCAACUCAAACUUGAGUCCCUCUUCUGACAGAAAUAGGAGCUAUAGUACUUGCUCUGGAUAAAUUGGCCAUGUUACUCUUUUAAAUUAUUUUCCUUGAUGAUGUGAGACUUGUAGUCAUUUUGGAGAUUUGACUCAAGUAAAUACCCUGCUGGGUGGAUGUUUCUGGAGAUAGAAUUCUGACUGUGAUUUCUCAUUGGCUUUUACGGGAUGGAGCACUACUGGUAUUGAGUCCCUGAUACUCUGAGAGGUUGCCCAGGCGUGGCUGGCUUUGAGCUUCAGUGGGAUUCUAGAAAUGACCAAAGCAAAUGGGGAUACUCCAGUGAAGUUUCAAGUAGUUUUGAGAUUGAGGGUUGGGGUUUGCUACCAUAUUGAAAGCAUGCAGGCGGUGCUGCCUAUGGAUUUGGGGAGGUUGCUUUUGUGUUUUUCUCCAAUAGGUGCAGAUGAUCUGGAGGACCAGAGUCGGACCCGUGUGUUUUUGGUAGUAAAUAUAUUAGCCAUAAUUGCAUCACACAAAAAAAAAAUCGGUAAUCCUAAGCCGACCAAGGCUGCAGAAUCCCUUGGAAGAUAUGUUAAAGAAUGGGUUAUUUUCCAGUCGGCUGUAACCGUGUAGCUGGGCACCUGCUGCACUUUUGAACUUUUUCGGAGGAGUUGAUUUUUAAUCCCUGGCUUCCUGCAGUUCAACAGAGCAGAAGAUGGACUCAUUCUAGCACCUACACGUAGAGUAUUUCUAAGGCAGUUUGUGUAUGCCGAUUGCAAAUAUUUCUACCCAGUGUAUGUGAAGAUGGAGAUGACCCAUUGCCAUUUAUAACUGACGGAUUCAGUGUUGGUUGGCCUACAGGAGCACGUUGACUGGAAGACCGAUGAUAAGCACUUGUACAGCUGACCACUCGAAAGAUAAAGGUUGAAGGUCAUCCUAGAAGAUAACAUUACGCCAGCACUCCUAGGCAGACUCUUGCACUGCAUAGCAGCGGAUGAGAUUGUGGAGGAAGCAGUAGCAGGAGUCUUUGUUUUGGGAAGAUUAAACUGCAGCCAUGACGCAACAAAGAGAUGAUUGCUACUUUUACUUUUAUUCUACUUGCGCCAAGGGUGACAGCUGUCUGUUCCGUCACUGUGAGGCAGCUCUUGGCAGUGAGACCAUCUGUACUUUAUGGCAGGAAAGGCGAUGCUUCCGUCAGGUGUGCAAGUUUCGUCACAUGGAGAUUGAUAAGAGGAGGAGCGAGAUACCUUGCUACUGGGAGAAGCAACCUACUGGAUGUACAAAGCUGAACUGUGCUUUCCAUCACAGCAAGCCUCGCUUCGUUGAUGGUGUUUUCAUUCCUGCCACGAAAGGUGUCCUAAGCAAACAGGAAGUACCGGAGAUGGCAGAAGAGCCUAUGACACCUCAAUUGCCUAUCAGCCAAUUACAGCAGCCCAAGAUUCCUAUUCCGUCUAAUCCAUCACCACAAGUUCGGGGUGUAAUGAAACUGGAGGCAUCAGAAAAUGUGCCCAGCCCCACUCACCCUCCUGUGGUGAUCAACGCAGCAGAUGACGAUGAAGAUGAUGAUGAUCAGUUUUCUGAGGAAGGAGAAGAAAAUAAAACUACUCAGGCUCCAACCGUGGAGGAGCAGAACGGCAUCCGCAUCAUCUCGACUAAAAGGCAGGCUUUACCCUUUCAGAAAGAUGACAGCUUGGAUUUUGGAAUAAAAACACUGGAACAGAUCAAACGCAAGAAAUCCAUGAAGGAGAAAUUGAAGAAAACAGAGGAGCCCACAGUACACCAAGUGGCACAAGUCCAAAAGGUGGAACAGAAUCGUGAAAACCUAGUCAUUGAAAAGGAAAAUGUGAGGACAGUCUUCCGGACAGUGACCGUAUCACCAAAGAAAUGUGAGCCACCUAUUAAACGCAGUCUUGCAGAAAGACUUGGUCAAAAGAAGAUAACCCCAAAUGACACAUCUCAAGAGGUUCCACUGAAAGCUGAGUUUGAACCACCUUUAAAACGCAACCUCUCUGAGAGACUUGGUAAAAGAAAGAUACCGGCAGAAGAUGACCCUGAAGAGUUGCUACAGAAAGUGCAACGUCCCAGGUCUAUAAGGGAAAGGCUUGGUCUGCCUGCGGAAGUUUCUACAACAGAUCACGAAAAGCUUAUAAAUAGAACAGAAGGCCCUGGAGAAAUAAGGGUGAAGACCCUGGAAGAGAUUCGCAGGGAAAAGGCUGCCAAGAGGGACCUUAAUGAAAGCAACGGAGAUGCCAGAGUUGAUAUUGCUAGUGGUAGUACAACUCCACAGGCAUACGCUUUGCUGGAGGAGGCAUCUAAAAUCAUUAGGACUGUUCGGGUAAAGACUACAUCAGACUCCCUAUUGAAGAAGCAGGGAGAAUGCCAGGAAGAAACUGGAGAGGAUAAUCCAGCCACAAAACAGCCUGAAGCUGACCCAAGAAAGGACAAGAGGCCAAUAGUUGCAAAAGGCAAAGUGAAAUCUCAGGGGGUGUCCCCUGAUGAAGCAGUAGCAAAGGCAAAGUCACUAGAACAAGUAAGGAUUAAAACUUUGGAAGAGAUUCGACGUGAGAAGGCACUGAGGAGGCAAGAGAUCCAGGAAGGUACUGCGAACCAACAAUCAGCUGAGAACCCAAAGACCGAGGCUCCACCUACCAGGAAGAGACUGCUGAGAAUCACUAAAUCUUUGGUUGUCAAGCCAGAAAAGAUUGAUAAAGAACCAGUGGAUGUACAGUCAGUGGACAGUGCUGCCGAAGGUUACUCCAGAGAAUCUCAGAAGCUUGAAACUAGAAAGGAAGCUUCAAGAUUGCAGAAUGUGCAAGUUAAAAGCUUUGAAGAAAUACUGAAGGAAAAACGCCUUAGACAACAACAGGAGAAGGAGAAACAGCAUUGUCAAGCGCCAGGAACAGAGGUGACUGCAAACAAAAUGGACAGUGAGAUUCAGGUUGCAGAGAAGAACAAACAGCCGACUGUCUCGCUGGAUUUGAAACCAAACAACAUUCUUGAAGUUGAACAGCUGGCUGUUAAAAAGGAAGAAAACUUAAUUGUUGCCAAAUCUGAAACAGCAGAACCUGCACUUGCUUUGAAAGUGAAACCCAAAUUAAAUGUGAAACCGUCAAUAAUGAAGAACUCUUGUCCUGUGAGGAUUGGCCAGAAACGCAAAUCCCCUGACAACAACCCUUCAACUGUUAUGGCAGUGAAACCCCUCAACUCCGUAACCACUGAUCAGAUGAAGCAGCCGCCAGCUGAUGAGAAGAUUAUUAAUUCUGGGCCAUUGCCUCGCCAGGAGGAAGAUAAAACGCCUUCGGAAGUUUCAGAGAGAUCCAAGGAAAGGCUUCACCCUGAUGAGCAGAACAAGCCAACGAACAUGUUGCUGACUGAAGUAGUAGCUUUCUCCCCUCCCCGACUGUCUGCCAAGGUUCGGAGGCUAAGUUCUGCUGCAUCCAGAUCUGCAGUGGCGGAGGAUGACUUCGAAGAACUGAUGAAAGAAUUCUCAGAUGAUAAACUUGAGGCAGAAAUCGAUCUGGAUCCUGGAAAGGAUGAAGAUGACCUGUUGCUUGAGCUGUCUGAGAUGAUUGACAGCUGAAAUGGGUUGGGUAUUUUUCUGGACCUGCUCAAACCAAUUUGAACUGCUUCUGGAAUUUUCUGGAUGAUAAGAAACUGGUCUAGAGUUUUGUAUUUGACUAGAAUGUCUAUUUUUAAGACUGUGUGUGUAUAUGUAUGUGUGUGUGUAUGUAUGUAUAUAU